UGAGUCACACAAAGUCGAUAAUUAAAGACUACUCCAUCGUUGAAUGGAAGGUACCGAACUUAAACUCAUCACCAAUAGAGAUUAUCGAGACAAAGUUUUUGAGUUCGUACUGUGAAAAGAAUACAAAAAAUAAGAGUAAGAAGCUUUCAAACGGGAAGUUGUUUGUAAGAGGAGAUCUGUGCACGUGGGCAUGUGGGAGGAACGUUUGGAUUGCAGCAUUAAUCCACUGCACUACGGAAAUGGAUAGAGCCAAAAAGCCUCACAAAGAAAUCGCAGAAAUUUUUCAUAAAAAAAAAUUGUCUUUCUUUGAUGCUAAGGAGAAAGCCAUAAAAGAAGUUCUGGUGAUAUUAAAACCUGCAGUUGCAAGACCAGUGGCUCCGGCUCCGCCCAGUGUAGAUGUAAGACCAGUUGCAGUGGCUCCGACCAGUGAAGUUGUAAGACCAGUGCAGUCAGCUUCAGGGGAGACAUUAGGACAAUCUGUUCAUGUAAACCAAGAUAAGCCAAGUCCUACAGAAGACAUCCUCCGUAAGGAUUUAGAGGAACUAAAAGAAGCUCUAAAUGGAUUAAUGGAGAAAUUUGAAAACUCGGAGAUGGAAAAAAAAAUCCUCAAAAGAACCGUAGAAACCUUGAAGGAUGAGCAGAAGGUCGUGUCCGAUUACCUUGUCGAGAUGAAACACACUGUGCGGGGGUUAAAAAGGACUAUUGAUGACCUACAAACGCCUGUGGAGGAUGCAGCCUAUCAGACUCCCCCUGGCCCUCCUGCCAAGAGAUUGUGUUCGAGUAGCGAGAAAAGCAAGAAAUCAGACCUUCUGCUCCCUGCUUAUACCGACGGGGGAAAGUUAGAGGAAGAGUUUAAACUUGUCCUUUUGAAUGCCUUACCAGCCUCAAAAAAGACUCAUACCACUGUAUGGAGGCUACUCAUUAAUCAUAAGUACAAAAGAAAUCCCAACGCAAUUAAUUCCUUAAAGUUGCCGCCAAUAAAUGGAGCAAGGAAAGAAAAAGUUAAAGAAUAUACAGAAAAUGACUGGAAAUACAUGACCUGGGAUGUAGUAGUUGCAUUGAUUAGGGUAGCAAUGGAUCACCUACCUAAUACUUUUGAGGAUGUAAGAAGUGCGAGGAGAUUACUGAUGAAUUUUUUGGACAACAGCAGGCAGAAAAAUGGAGAUAAGCUUGCAGAGAUGUCACGCAGAGAUGCCAUUAACCAGUCGAUCAAUAUCACUCCGACAUCUGCUGCGCAGGUUAAUCAAUUCGUCCCCAGAAUGCAUCCUAUACCUAUGCAGAACUACAAUUAUGACGAAGAAGACCAGCAUACGACAACAGCAGCCGUCGGUUCAGCAGAAAGUAACUACUAAAUCAAAAUGAUUGGCUACCCUAUGUGGGUGACUAGGCUGUGUGAUAAAACUCAACAACCCUGUGUGGAUAACAUGGUUUUCUCUGUGUGAGAAAUCUCAACAAUCCUGUGUGGAUAACAUGGUUUUCUCUGUGUGAGAAAUCUCAACAGUCCUGUGUGGAUAACAUGGUUUUCUCUGUGUGAGAAAUCUCGACAAUCCUGUGUGGAUAACAUGGUUUUCUCUGUGUGAGAAAUCUCAACAAUCCUGUGUGGAUAACAUAGUUUUCUCUGUGUGAGAAAUCUCAACAAUCCUGUGUGGAUAACAUGGUUUUCUCUGUGUGAGAAAUCUCUAUAAUCCUGUGUGGAUAACAUGGCUUCUCUGUAUGAGCAACGUAACCAGUAUUUUUUAU
Bolinopsis microptera is the source of this 1740-nucleotide messenger RNA. RefSeq lists its product as uncharacterized. The record is from RefSeq and is a predicted model, not a curated record. The transcript is spliced from 5 exons. Bases 240 to 1352 code for a protein of 370 amino acids. NCBI's taxonomy places the organism in Eukaryota, Metazoa, Ctenophora, Tentaculata, Lobata, Bolinopsidae.